Molecule: messenger RNA, 8353 nt
Organism: Quercus robur (English oak)
Lineage: Eukaryota; Viridiplantae; Streptophyta; Magnoliopsida; Fagales; Fagaceae
Product: protein CHROMATIN REMODELING 4
Exons: 11
Coding region: 498-7505 (2335 amino acids)
Biological process (GO): negative regulation of transcription by RNA polymerase II; chromatin remodeling
Cellular component (GO): chromatin; nucleus
Molecular function (GO): chromatin binding; ATP-dependent chromatin remodeler activity; histone binding
Source: RefSeq, a predicted model, not a curated record
GGGUUCAACAACAUACGGCAACACCAACAACAACAAAAACAAACAUCAACACCAACACAUAUAUACACACUCUCUCUCUCUCUAUCUUUGCUGCCAUGUCAGAGUGUAACCCCGUCCUAUGACCCCGGCGAAUCCGUAUUUGUAUGCUUCUCUCUCUAAAAACUUUCUCUCUCUAAAGUUAAACUCUCCCUUUCUCUCUCUCUCUCUACAUAUAUUUAUUUGUUUGUCUCCUAUACACUUUCUCUCUCUUUCUUUCUUUGUUUCUCGUAUCUCUCAUCUAUCUCCAAAGUUUCUAUACCCUAAUCUUGCUCACCUCUUUCUAUAUCUCUAUCUCAAUCUGGUGAAGUUUGCUCUUUGAUCCAAGAAUAAGAUUGGAACAAAACUUUUAGAGCUUGCAGCGGAAUGCUGUCUAGAGGCUUUGAUGCAUCAACCUUAUUGUGGACUUGCGAUAUACUUGCUAUACCUUUGAUCCACCUAUGAAAGACCCAGGUUGAAAGAUGAAGGAAAGCGAUUCAUCGGCUAGUAAAAUGAUUAACAAAAACUGGGUCUUAAAGCGCAAACGGAGAAAACUCCCUUAUGGACCAGGUCUAUCCAAUGGUAAAGAAGACAGCUCCGUGGCACCAGAAUCCCCAAAGAGUACUUCUUCAGCUAAACGCAGGCUAAAGGGUGAAAUUAAUUCUGAGCAAUUUUUAUCCAAGAAGAAAGGAAAUGAUGGGUAUUACUAUGAAUGCGUGAUCUGUGAUCUUGGUGGCAACUUGUUGUGUUGUGAUAGUUGUCCCCAGACCUAUCAUCUCCAGUGCCUUAAUCCACCUCUAAAGCGCAUUCCAAUGGGGAAGUGGCAAUGUCCAAGCUGCUGUCUGAAAAAUGACCCUUUAAAGUCCAUAAGCCAACUUGAUACGAUUUCAAAACGAGCAAGGACGAAGAUAGUCACCGGAAAAUCAAAAACUGGAAUUCAGUCUGACAUGGCCAAAGUAUCCCGUAUUUUUGGAAGCUCCAUUAUUGCAAGGAAAAGGUCCUCCAGCAAAGGAAAAUCUGUCAAACUAAUUGAACAGAAACCUGUCUCCCCCCAAAUAGAUAUAGCCUGUAACACCAAGCCAAGUGAUCCAUCUCUUGGUUUGCUGGAGGGUAGUUCAGCAUGUGUGAAUGAUGAUAAUGAGAAGAAGCCUGAUACAGAGUCCCCUGUGGACAGGAAGUCAACGUCUCCUGCUAGGGAAACUUCAUCUCAUUCUAAAGUCACAAAUACAGAGGCAACUGAGGAAGCUCCUGAGGUAAAGCCUGAUUUAUCUAGUAAAAAUGUCUCCCCAGGAAGAACUCUGGUUCUUGCAAUCAGUGCUGCCACUGAGGAACAUAGAAAAAGAAAACCGAAAUCGAAUAAUGAAGACAGUCAAAAGAAGCAUAGGACUGAUAAGGGAAAAUCUAUUCUUAGUUCUUCUAAGAAACGUAAAUCCAAAGCAAAUACUGCCAGCCCUGUAACUAGUAAAUCACUGCAGAAGCGUAAGUCUAUCAACCAUGAGGUUUCCACAGCUUUGUCAAAGGAGGAUCUUGGAACAAAGAGUUCAGAUGCUCAGAGGAAAGAUGAGAAGCUUCCUCAGGAAGCAACAAACCUAUCACAUGAGUUAAACAAAAAAGGUCAUGUUGAUGAAACAGUAAUCUGUGGAGAAAGUGUUGCCACUGAGACUCUGCAGGUUGAUCGGGUUCUGGGGUGUCGAGUUCAAGGCGAUUACACGGGCCUUUCACGUCACUUAUCUGUGAAUGUAGCUGAUGACCUACGUUCUGAGGACUUACUAAUUUCAGAAAAUCAAAACAGACUCUCAGAAGAAAAUUCUGCUUGCGAUACUGAUUUAGAUGUAGGAGCUGCUGAAAAUCAUACUGAGGGUUGUCAGAAUAUUGAUAAGAGUUUUGACAGGGAAGAAAGCAUGAAGAAUGAAGUGAAAGUGGAUAAAAUACAUGUAUACAGAAGAUCUGCAACCAAAGAAUGUAAAAAAGGAAAUGCCAUGGAUCUUUUAAGAAAAGAUAUCAAGGAUUCAGAUUCUUGUGCUAUGAAUGGUAAAGAUCAAGAUGAAUCUGCUGUAACUACAGAGGAUUUUGAAAAGGCAAAUGAAAGAAUGGUUACGGAGGAGAAUACUGAUGUCGGUUUGAGAAAUCAAGAUAUUGAUGAAGUUCCAAAAAUUUAUGAAACACACGUCUCUAAUGAAACAAAAGACGAUAAAGAGGUUGAUUUAGAAAUGGGAAUGAGAAGCUCUGCAGAAAACAAAAUUCAGGAAGCCACCCUGGCUGAAUCUGGUUGUGUUGAUGGAGAGAAGGUAUCUUAUGAGUUUUUAGUUAAGUGGGCUGGGAAGUCUCAUAUUCAUAAUAGUUGGAUUUCUGAAUCCGAGCUCAAAGUUCUGGCAAAGAGGAAACUUGACAAUUACAAAGCAAAGUAUGGGACAGCUGUAAUAAAUAUCUGUGAGGAACGCUGGAAGCAACCUCAACGGGUGAUUGCUCUCCAUAAUUCCAAACUUGGUACUGGUGAAGCUUUUGUAAAAUGGACUGGUCUCCCUUAUGAUGAAUGCACUUGGGAAAGAUUAGAUGAACCUGUUCUUCAAAAAUCUUUGCACCUGAUUGAUCUGUUUAAUCAAUUUGAAUGCCAUACAUUGGAAAAAGAUUCUCCGAAGGAUGCUUCACUAAGGGGGAAGGGUGAUUGUCAGCAAAAUGAAGUAGUUACUCUCACAGAGCAACCGAAGGAACUAAGAGGUUCAUUAUUUCCCCAUCAGCUAGAAGCACUCAAUUGGUUGCGAAAAUGCUGGUAUAAAUCCAAAAAUGUGAUACUUGCUGAUGAAAUGGGGCUUGGGAAAACAAUUUCUGCUUGUGCUUUUAUUUCAUCUCUGUAUGUUGAGUUUAAAGCUACUCUGCCUUGUUUAGUAUUGGUUCCACUUUCCACAAUGCCUAACUGGCUUGCUGAGUUUUCAUUAUGGGCUCCCAACUUGAAUGUUGUGGAGUAUCAUGGGUGUGCAAAAGCAAGAGCCAUUAUUCGCCAAUAUGAGUGGCAUGCUAGUGAUCCUAGUGAGUUGAAUAAGAAAACAGCUGCCUAUAAGUUUAAUGUUCUUUUAACUACAUACGAAAUGAUUCUUGCUGAUUCCUCUCAUCUGCGUGGAGUUCCUUGGGAAGUUCUUGUGGUUGAUGAGGGCCACCGUCUGAAGAAUUCUGGAAGUAAGCUUUUCAGCUUGCUGAAUUCAUUCUCCUUCCGACAUCGUGUACUGUUGACUGGUACACCUCUUCAAAACAAUAUUGGUGAGAUGUAUAACUUGCUUAACUUCUUGCAGCCAACUUCAUUUCCUUCUCUAUCGGCAUUUGAAGAGAAGUUUAAUGAUCUUACAACUGCCGAAAAAGUCGAUGAAUUGAAGAAACUUGUUGCUCCGCAUAUGCUUCGAAGGCUUAAAAAAGAUGCAAUGCAAAAUAUCCCCCCUAAGACUGAACGAAUGGUUCCUGUCGAGUUGUCAUCCAUCCAAGCAGAAUACUAUCGUGCAAUGCUGACAAAGAACUAUCAGAUAUUGCGGAAUAUUGGGAAAGGGGUUGCCCAGCAAUCAAUGCUAAAUAUUGUGAUGCAGUUAAGAAAAGUUUGCAAUCAUCCGUAUCUCAUACCCGGUACCGAACCUGAUUCUGGGUCAGUAGAAUUCCUUCAUGAAAUGCGGAUAAAAGCCUCAGCCAAGUUGACCUUGUUGCACUCGAUGCUUAAGAUUUUAUAUAAGGAAGGUCAUCGAGUCCUUAUUUUUUCACAGAUGACUAAGCUUCUUGAUAUUCUUGAAGAUUAUUUGACAAUAGAAUUUGGGCCUAAAACAUAUGAGAGAGUGGACGGCUCUGUUGCAGUGGCUGAUCGUCAAACAGCAAUUGCGCGCUUUAACCAAGAUAAAAGUCGGUUUGUCUUCUUGUUAUCAACGCGCUCAUGUGGCCUUGGGAUCAAUUUGGCAACUGCUGACACUGUCAUUAUCUAUGAUUCUGAUUUCAAUCCACAUGCUGAUAUCCAAGCUAUGAAUCGUGCACAUCGAAUUGGACAAUCAAAUAGACUUUUGGUAUACCGACUUGUAGUUCGUGCUAGUGUUGAAGAGCGUAUUUUGCAGCUUGCAAAGAAGAAACUGAUGCUUGAUCAGCUUUUCGUGAAUAAGUCUGGAUCACAGAAAGAAGUGGAAGAUAUUCUGAAAUGGGGAACAGAAGAACUUUUUAAUGAUUUUCCUACCACAAAUGGGAAAGAUACUGGAGAAAAUAAUGGGAACAAAGAUGAGGCAGUAGUAGAUACAGACAUUAAGCAUAGGAAGAGGACUGGUGGUCUGGGAGAUGUCUACAAGGACAAAUGUACGGAGAGCAGCAGCAGGAUAUUGUGGGAUGAAAAUGCAAUUUUAAAGUUGCUUGACCGUUCAAACCUUCAGUCUGGAUCAACUGAUAUUGCUGAAGGGGAUUCAGAGAAUGAUAUGCUUGGUUCAGUGAAGGCGGUCGAAUGGAAUGAUGAACCAACAGAAGAACAAGGAGGAGCUGAAUCUCCUCCUGUUGUUACUGAUGAUAUUUGCACACAAAAUUCUGAGAGGAAAGAGGAUAAUGCAGUAACUGGUACAGAAGAAAAUGAAUGGGAUAGACUUUUGCGUCUGAGGUGGGAAAAAUAUCAAAUGGAGGAGGAAGCAGCUCUUGGUAGAGGGAAGCGCCAGCGAAAAGCUGUUUCUUACAGGGAAGCAUAUGCUCCACACCCAAGUGAAACAUUGAGUGAGAGUGCUGGAGAAGAGGAACGAGAUCGGGAACCAGAGCCUGAGCGGGAAUACACACCAGCAGGACGUGCUCUAAAAGCAAAGUUUGCUAAACUCCGUGCUAGACAAAAAGAACGGCUUGCUCAGAGGAAUGCAGUUGAAGAAUCUCGUCCUACUGAGGGACUGGCUGGACCUGAUUCAGUCACUCAAUGUCCUUCCUCCAAUCCCAAGGAAGGGGAUGCGACUGAAUUAGAUCAACCUAUCAAAGAGAAGAUUUCAGUAAUUGACUUGGAGGAUGAUAAAGUUUUUCAGCUGGCAGAUGUUCCAAAGAGUAAGACUGAUUCACCUUUAAGGCUGAGCAGAAUGCAAAAGUACAAAAUGAGUAGUCACCUGGAUUUUCCUGUUAAUCCACUUGGUCACCCCUCUCCUGAAAUUUUCCUUCCAAGUCACCAAUUUCAAAGCAUGAGCUACACAAACUCAGUGCCCACCAGUAACUUGUUACCAGUUCUGGGACUCUGUGCUCCCAAUGCUAAUCAAACAGAACCAUCAUAUCGGACCUUUUCCAGAUCAAAUGGAAGACAAAGUAAGCCAGGAACUGGACCGGAGUUUCCAUUUAGUUUAGCUCCUUGCUCUGGGACUUCAAUUGAGACAGAUGUAAAAUGUCAGGACUCUACCUUAGACAGAGCAAAAAAACCAGAUGCAUCUGCUGAAUUUUUGCAACAGCGUCUUAAGAAUGGCAUCCCUGAUAAUUGUCUUCCGUUUGCUCCAGGCCCUCCAGCUGUCAAAGGAAAAUCUUCUGAACGCUUGGAAAGUUCUGGUUCUACUUUCUCAGAUUUUCAAGAAAAGAUGGCACUACCAAGCCUACCAUUUGAUGAAAAAAUGCUGCCCAGAUUCCCACUUUCAGCUAAGACCAUGCCAACACAAUUUGACUACCUACCUAGCUUGUCAUUAGGUAGCAGACUUGAAGCUGGGAAUGGUUCUAUGCAAGACCUCCCAACGAUACCAUUGCUGCCCAACUUGAAAUUCGCAGCACAAGAUGCAGCGAGAUAUAAUCAGCAAGAGAGGGAAUUGCCACCCACAUUGGGUCUUGGACAUAUGCCAAAUACAUUUUCCUCGUUCCCUGAAAACCAUAGGAAGGUGCUUGAAAACAUAAUGAUGAGAACAGGAUCCGGAUCAAGCAGCAUGUCUAAAUAUUAUUCAAGAGGGGGAAUAAGAUGGUCUGAAGAUGAACUUGAUUACCUGUGGAUCGGUGUUCGGAGGCAUGGACGAGGUAAUUGGGAGGCCAUGCUAAGAGACCGCAGGUUAAAAUUUUCUGGUGACAAAACUCCAGGAGAUUUGUCAGUAAGGUGGGAGGAGGAACAACUUAAGCUCUUCGAUGGGGCAGCCUUUCCUGUUCCAAAAAUGAAGCCAACAAAGUCUUCAAAAUCUUCAUUGUUUCCAGGCAUCUCUGAUGGAAUGAUGGCCCGGGCAUUGCAAGGAAGUAGACUUGUUACACCCCCAAAAUUUCAGGCCCACCUGACAGACAUGAAAUUAGGUUUUGGGGAUCUUGCAUCGAGCCUGCCAAAUUUUGAAACAUCUGAUCGACUUGGGUUGCAAAAUGACCAAUUUGUACCAAUUUCAACUUGGAAUCAAGAAAAAUAUCGGGCAAAUCUUCCUGGGGAGUCUUCUGCUGGUCCUUCUGAUCGUCCAGGAACUUCUUCAAAUGUACCUCCCAUUGACAAGCCAAAUCUGCUCAAUUCUUCCGGAACCAAUAACUUGGGUUCAAACUGCUCGAGUGGCUUUGAUCUACAGAGAAAGGAGGAUGAACAGAGUGCCAGAAAGUAUGGGAAGUUGCCCAGUCUCUUGGAUAGAUCACUAAAUAUUUUGCGUGAUUCCCAUCAUAAUUCAGGAGGUGGUGAGUCCUCCAAUUCAGGAUUGCUUCCUGAUCCUAAAAAAGGGCUGAAUCUUUCACAUCUAAAGGGUGAAGAAGCAGCUGGAAGUAGUUCUUCAAAGGACAAACUACCCCAUUGGCUACGGGAAGCUGUGAGUGCUCCUGCAAAACCCCCAGAUCCCAACUUGCCUCCCACUGUAUCAGCAAUCGCACAUUCAGUUCGUUUGCUGUAUGGGGAGGAUAAGCCAACCAUUCCUCCUUUUGUGAUCCCAGGUCCGCCCCCUUCCUUACCAAAGGAUCCAAGACGGAGCCUAAAGAAGAAAAAAAAACGGAGGUCACAUUUGUUUAGGCAGGUCCCACCGGAUGAUGUUGGAAGUAGUCAGGAUUUUCAAAGAAACAUUCAUAGUGACAAUGCUGCUUCAAGCUCAAUUCCAUUGGCCCCAGCAUUUUCAAUGCUUCCACAGAUUGAAUCUAACCUGAACUUGCCUCCUCUCAACUUAAACAUGACGAACCCAUCAUCUUCUUUAUCACAUUUACACCCACAGAAGAAAAAAAGCAUGGGAUUGUCCCCAUCUCCGGAAGUGCUUCAGCUGGUAGCAUCAUGUGUUGCUCCUGGCCCACAUUUAUCAUCAGUUUCUGGCAUGACAAGCUCAAGCUUCCUUGAAAGCAAGCUCCCAGUGCCAGCUUCUGUUGACCUAGUAGGAUUUCCAGACCCACAAGAUGCAAUUUUGGAAAAGAAGGCUAAACAGAACUCCCCUCUUAGUGUAUGGGGUACAGUUCCUGGGGAGAAAGUAGAACAUCCUGAAAGUGGAGAUUCCAGCAAAACUCAUUCAGAUCCCCCUCGGACUGAACGGCCUGAUGUUGAGGAAAUAUCAUCUGAGGGCACUGUCUCGGAUCAUCCUGUGAGUGACCAUGAAUCAUAGCUAUAAUAUUAGACUGAAAAUUUGAACAUAGCUAUUCUUUCAUGCUUCUAAAGUUUCAGGCUCUUUCACCAAUGUGCUCGAAUUUUUGUAGGCAUGAUGCAGUGAAUUAUGAACUAGCAAUAUAGGUUUAUUAGGACAUCGCAUGUAAAGUUUCUUAAGAGAAAAAUGCAAUAUAGUGUCGCUUGGUUUUGCUUAAUUCAUUGCCUUGCUCCAAUCCAUGAGCUUCCUUUUUCCUUCUGAUCUCCGACCAAUGAGAUUAUUAUUUUUGUGGUGUCAAAUCCACGGGUUUAAACAACAAAGAGCUGGUGCUAAAGUCCUGUCAGCCAUGUCAGAAAACAAUGUGGCUCACCACUGCUUUCAUACUGGAGUAGAGCUUUAAGCAGUGAAUAGCUUAUCCACGAGGCCGAAAUGAGCUAACUCCUGGUGCUGAAAUGCAGUUUUAGGACACUGCAAGCAAGUAGGGUCAGAAUGAGCAAGUUUUGGGUUCUAGAGAAACAGUUAUGUAAAUCUCUCUCUCAACUGGUCCAUUUAUAAUUGUAAAGAACUGUGUUAAGAGUUGAUUUGGUUUCAAUGUAGAAUUAAGGCAAACAGAUUGAUUUACAUGUAAUUCUCAUUAGGACUCUUCAGUGCUAUUGGGAAAGAGACAAAUACUAGUCCAAAAGUGGCUACAUGUACUAGACACCAUGUAGCCAAAAAGCUUGUUUUCUAGUUAUCAGGUGCAAGUUAAAAUUGUGAAAAAUAUUGAGAUUUCCACAGUUCAUGGACAAGGAUGGAAAGCUCCCUUGUUAGAGAGGAAUUGAUUGUGAAAAUAAUAGAAUAUGUUGUAUCCAAAGUUUGGAUGACUCAGA